CUUGGCAGUUCGCCGUCGACCAUUGGUGUCAGCUGCUACGUUCGUCAGAUGGUAAUGUGAAUCGUAGAAUAUCGCAUCGAUCACCGUACCGAAGAAAACGCAUCAAGAUGAGCGGAGGAAUGCCGGAGCUUGGCUCAAAGAUAAGUUUAAUAUCGAAGGCGGAUAUUCGUUACGAGGGUCGCCUAUUUACCGUAGAUCCCCAAGAAUGUACAAUCGCUCUUGCUAAUGUGCGUUCCUUUGGAACAGAAGACCGAGAAACUCAGCUACCCGUAGCUCCUCAAAAUCAGGUGUACGAAUAUAUCCUAUUUCGUGGUUCGGACAUAAAAGAUAUUAGAGUUGUAAACAAUGUUAACUCUAUACCAAAUGAUCCAGCUAUCGUCCAGAUGACUGUACAACCGUCGAUGGGACAGCAAUCUUAUCAACCGCAACCGACUUAUGCUCAUCCAAUGAUGGGUCAAAUGGGCCCUAUGGGCGGUCAAUAUGGAACUCCUUACGGUAUGACCAUGGGAGCUAUGGGACCAGUAAUGGGGAUGCCGACUACUGCCAGAGAUCCUCGCGGGCCACUGAAUAAACAGCCAAGUGAGUUGAGCUUGGGCCCUGCUGAACCCAAUGCCAUCUCUAUCCCAAACUCACUAUCGACGGCCAAUGUCGACCCAUUACCAAAAGACCAAUCUCUGGAAGAUGGUGUACUGGAUCUUAUUAGCGGAGGAUCGAGAUCAACAACGCCAACGUCUUCAUUAUUGACUAGAAAAAGUCCUACAAUAGAUCAGGGCAUACAAGUAGGACAUCAACAGCAGCAGCAACAACAACAACCGCAGCAACAGCAAAGUAGCCUUGGUAAACACGUCGAAAAGCCAAACAUUAGAACCGUUCAACCUCCACGCCGUGAUCACGAAGGACAUGUUGGAGGCAAGACGAGCAAUGCUAUGUCGCAAUAUAACGAUAUGAAGAGAGACGCCAUGAAAUCUGAUGGUCCGAUACAAGGACAAAGUGGACACCCCGGUGGUGGCAGAGGAAAUCGUGGUGGUUGGAUGAAUCGUGGAAAUAUACGUGGCCGAGGUAGAGGACGCGGUGGUUUUAGGGCCAAUCAACCUGGUAAUGCUGGAGCUAAAUCUAAAAACACGCUCAAAUUUGAUAACGAUUACGAUUUCGAGCAAGCUAAUACGGAAUUCGAGGAAUUAAGAUCUCAGUUGGCGAAGACCAAAAUCGACGGUGGUACGGAUAAUGAGAAGAAAGAUGAUAGCGGUAAUGAAACUGGAGCAGGCGAGGGAGAACCCGAGGAAGAACCGGAAGUCGUUCAUUAUGAUAAAUCGAAAUCAUUCUUCGAUAACAUUAGCUGCGAGGCUGUCGAGAGGAGUAAAGGACGAUUCCAGCGUACGGAUUGGAGGACAGAAAGGAAAUUGAACUCUGAGACGUUCGGCGUGGCUUCGACAAGACGUGGCGGUUUUCGCGGCCGUGGCUACUACAAUCGUGGAAUGGGAGGAAUGUACGGGAGAGGAGCUGGCAACAUCGGUACGUCCGGUUUUCGUGGUGGAUACAGAGGUACUCGAGGUGUCAAUCGCAAGCCCAAUCAACAACAGAAUAAUAAUCCUGGUAGUCAAGCUCGUGCGACCAACGAACAGUCUACCAAUCAGUCGCAGCAGAACAACCGUCUUGUAACUGGAACGGCGUAAAGCCUGGAAAAUGCCACACUACGAACAACGCGCUAUUAAGUAUAAGUAUUCUUUAGAUUAUAAGGCUUUUACGGUAUAUGCUCUGCCCAUACGAACUGAAAAUGAGUUUGGAAGAUUGGCAAUCUGAUGAAUUUUAAAAGAUUGUCGUUGAAGGAAAUGUCGCGAAGAAUCUCGCGCGUGGGACUCUGCUGGCGCACAGAACUCUCGCAUCUAGACUUUCUUUUGGUGUAGGGGAGACGUUUGCUCUAUGGGGAAGAAAUGUUCUUUUUUUUUUCUCUUUCCUCCCUAGCUUUGGAUAAUGAUCACGAUAUACGCGCGCACGUGCGCGUGCGCGCAUACACAGACACUUUCUCUCACACUCUCUCUCUCCCCCUGUCUGUCUCUCUCUCUCUCUCUCUCUCUCUGUCUCUCUCUUAUCGAGAAUCGUCCAUUGAUAAUCGUUUAUAUAAUCGAAUAUUCUUAUUGUUCGUGCGCGUUCUCGAGAGAAGAUCUUUGCGCUUUUAGUUUUUUCUUUUCUCCAACAGACAUCGGAGCGAAAAACAGAGACGUUACUUUUGAAUAUAAUCUUAUAAUAUAAUUCAUAUGAGGCGUUGAAAGCGCAGGCAGGUUUAUCGCAUUGAGAAGAAAUUGACGAAAAAUUAAAAGUUCUAGUUUAAAACUACUCGUUUAUAGUUUAUUCGAAACGCGAAUUUCUUUCUCUCUAUAGAACAUUUUUCCUACGAUUCUUUUACGGGGACGUUUCAAGUUGAAUAUUUUUCCCAUACGUUUCGUAUCGUAAUCAUUAUCACGUCUUUUCGUAUAAGUGUUUAGUAGAUCGAGAUAGGUCAAUAAAGAUGUGGCAGAGAAAAAAUAAAAUGAUAAAAAAAAAUUAUACUGGUAAUUAUAUUUGCAUUAGUUAUAAACACCGAUAGAAUAUACUCAGUUUCGGUGAUGUCUCGGAAUAAAAAUAUUCUUAUGAGAAAGAAAUCUUAUGAAAAAAAGGUAGACGCGCGUGUAAUGGCUAAUUUCUGAGCUAUGUUGCUUUGUAUUCGUUUGACGGAAGUAUCUUAAGUAUGGAGAGAAUAUAUGUAUAUAUAGUAUUUAUAAUUAUAUCAGUAAAUGGAUAUAAUUAUAUAUAUAUAUAUAUUCUAUGCACGUGUAUUUUCUCUAUAUCUUUUCGAAAGGUGUAAUAGAGAAACUGAGUAUAUUCGUUGGUACUUAUCAAUCGUAAAAGAAUGUGUGACGCUGAGAAUGGAGUUAUUACUAUAGCUAAAUUAUCGCGUGUUUUAUUUUUUGAAUACGCAGACGAAAUUUCGAGAUAACCGACUAGAAGUUUCUACAACAGAAGAAGGAGAAGAAAAAAAAAAUAAACAAACAAACAAUAUUUAGUUUUAAGCGAAUGGAAGAUUCUUUCGAAGGUAUAAAACUUACGAUAAUGCGUGUGAACUCUUUAAAAUGCAAAUAUGUAUAAUCGAUACUGUCCUAUGUACGAAAUCGUCAUCGAACGCGUUCGUAGACGAUCGUUGUUCACUUGAUAAAAGAAAAAAGAAAAACAAGAAUACGACGAAUUGUUUGUUCGUUGUACCGUGCGUAACAGAUCAAUAAGAAGAUGGCGAACUUUUAAGGGGAUGAUUAUAAAUUGAAAGUACAAGUCACAUUUAACAGUGAAGAGUGCACUAAUCGCAGCGAAGAGACCAAAACACGAAUCGCUCUGCAUGAAAAAUUAACUUUGGUGCAUAGGGUAAAGAUUCUUUCGACUUUGCGACUGUCGGUAAUUAGAAAAGUGGCCUAACAUUUAAUUUCUUAUCAUCUAUUUUGAGUUUCAUCGAUCUAUAUUAUAAAAACAGAAAAAAAUAAUAUUUCGGUAAAUAUAUGGCUUUGGUCUCUUUCAUAAUCAUCAUUUCACUCGACUCUUCCAUUUCAAAGCGGUGUGUUUGCAAAAAAAAAAAAAAAAGAAAAAAGAAAGAAAGAAACAAAACGAAACAGCAAGAAUUAAAAAUAUAACGACGCGAUAUUCGAGAAAGUACUUACAAUUAAAACGAACGAAAAAAAAAAAAAGAAUACUUUAUACUUGUAUGACGCACGUCGAGUCUGCUGCUGACCUUCUCAUUCGUAAAACUUCGUUGAGAGACUCCUCGAACGUAAAGAUUCAGAAUGAGAAGGAGAAAAAAGGAGGAGGAGGAUGAGCGAAAAUUAUCGAAGGUAUAGAAGAAGGAAAAUGAAUGUAACCUGUCGCCAGUAGACUAGAUGAUAUAUCGUCAUCAUUAAUUAACAGCAUGGAUUUAUUAUAUUUGUCGUGUGUAUGUGAACGGUUUGGGGGUAUUGCUAAGGAUAGAGUAAAGGUAGGUAACGUCGUUCUCCUUUUUUUUUUCUUUUUUGUUUUCUUCUUUUCGAUAGUUUUUACCGACAAAUUUUGCUCUUCUUUUUUCCUCGAUCUGGGUUACAUACAUUUUACAUGUUCAAUAUUUAAGAAUCAAGUGAAAUUCAUUAAUAUCUCAUUCGAUCGAAGAAACUUUGUGAAUCAUGUGUGUGUAUCAUAUAACUUCGUCUUUACGAUUUCGAAUACGCUCCGCGUUGUUUAUAUCCGCGCGACGAUGCUGCACUUUGAAUGGUCGUGAAACUAACAAAAAAUUAGAAAAAAAAGCUGGAUGAUAAAUGCCCCUUAGACGAGGAAAACGAGUAGGAGAAGGAGGAAGACAAGUCUGAAAAGAAGGAUAACGGUGUAAUAAUGCGGAAAAGGCAAAAAGUAUGUGUAUUAUUUGCGACUGUUAUUUUUCUAUGGCUCUUGCCGAGAUCCACGCAUAUAUACAAAUGUAUACAUAACGUAAGCCAAGAUUUAGUUAUACAUACGUGUGUGUGUGUGUGUAUGUAUGUAUGUAUAUGUAUAUGUAUAUGUAUAUGUAUAUGUAUAUGUAUAUAUAUAUGUAUAUAUAAAUAUAUAUAUAUAUAUGAUGAUAAUGAUGAUGAUGAUGAUGGUAAUGAUAACAUAUUGAUAAUGAUAAUAAUAAAAUAAUAAUAAUGAUGAUGAUGAUAACGAUAAAGAUGAUAAUAAAAAAAAAGUAAACCUUCAUAGUCUAUCGGCGAUGCGGCCAAACGAAGUAUAAAGAGAAUAAUAAAAACAGGAAAAACACAAAUCAUGUGUAUAAUAAACUUAGGCAGAUAAGAAGAAAAAAAGUAUGUUUUAAGUUUCUUGCAUUAUGCAUGGGGAAAAUAUUAUUACACGAUGUACGCGAUUUUCCAACGAUAAGUUUUUGUUUUGUACAGCGGAUAUUGUGAAUCCCGAUGCUAUGAAUAAUACUGAAAUGAUGAAAUAA
Vespula pensylvanica (western yellowjacket) is the source of this 4966-nucleotide messenger RNA. RefSeq names its product protein LSM14 homolog A (gene tral). The record is from RefSeq and is a predicted model, not a curated record. Gene Ontology annotation, cellular component: P-body. Gene Ontology annotation, biological process: cytoplasmic stress granule assembly; P-body assembly. Lineage: Eukaryota; Metazoa; Arthropoda; Insecta; Hymenoptera; Vespidae. The transcript has 7 exons. Gene Ontology annotation, molecular function: mRNA binding. The coding region runs from base 108 to 1673 and encodes 521 amino acids.